Solanum pennellii is the source of this 1429-nucleotide messenger RNA. RefSeq names its product phospholipase A1-II 1-like. The coding region runs from base 168 to 1202 and encodes 344 amino acids. The transcript is spliced from 2 exons. Gene Ontology annotation, biological process: lipid metabolic process. Gene Ontology annotation, molecular function: glycerophospholipid phospholipase A1 activity. The record is from RefSeq and is a predicted model, not a curated record. Lineage: Eukaryota; Viridiplantae; Streptophyta; Magnoliopsida; Solanales; Solanaceae.
AAUAUAAUUUUGGAGAAUCGUGGCGAGACUCAGACCUGCUAUUUUUGUUUAUAGUAUCCACUUAUCACUCAUGGUGAGAGUAUAAAAUUGCCACAUUCUUCCGCAGAUCUAAAAAAGAAAAAAACUAUAAUUUGGAGGUUUUACUCCAGUAUUGAAUCAUAAGAAAGAUGGGAUGCAUUAACAAAGGAUGGGAGGUUGUAAGUAGAAAAAUCAGUAGCUGUUUGAUAAAGAAAAAAGGGAUCAAAAAUAGAGACAACAGCAUAGCCGAAAGAUGGGAGAUUUUGAGUGGAAAAAAUAACUGGGAAGGCUUACUUGACCCUAUGGAUUAUGAUCUCCGACGAUACCUUAUUCACUAUGGCCAAAUGCCUCAAGCCAUCUGCGACUCAUUCAAUAAUGAGAAAGUUUCAAAAUACAGAGGAACAAGUCGAUACUCCAAAAAGAACCUCUUUACGAGGGUUGGGCUCGACAAAAACACAUAUGAAAUCACCAAAUAUGUGUACGCAGCUUCAAGUAAAACUGAAGAGACGAAAGAAUCAAAUUGGAUAGGGUUUGUUGCUGUUGCCACUGAUGAGGGUAAAGUUGCAUUAGGGAGGAGAGACAUUUUGAUUGCUUGGAGAGGUACCAAGACGGAAUCAGAAAUGAACGAAGACGAUAAAUGGUCUCUAGUCCAACCAACAAAAAUAUUUGGUGAAAAUAGGGAUAACAUUCUUGUACACAAAGGUUUUUAUUCAGUUUAUACUUGUCUUAACGAAGCUUCAAAUUUCAACAGGACAACCAGUGCCAGAGAUCAGGUUCUUGAAGAAAUUAAAAGGUUGUUGAAGCAAUACAGUAAGGAGGAAAUUAGCAUCAGUGUUACCGGGCAAAGCAUGGGUUCAUCAUUGGGCACACUAUGCGCAAUUACAGAAUGGAGAGCGUAUGAAGAUGUUGGCUUUGAACUUGUAAUUGAUACUACAAAAUCAGAAUACUUGAAGAAAGAUAUAUUUAGUCAUUUUCUGGAAGUUUAUCUGCAUGGAAUUGCUGGAACACAUGGAGUAGAAGGAGAGUUUAAGAUGGAGAUAAAUCGAGAUAUUGCACUGGUGAAUAAGCAAGGCGACUUUUUGAAGGAAGAAUAUGGUGUACCAAGUGCAUGGUGGAUUGAGAAGAAUAAAGGAAUGGUUCAACAAGUAGAUGGAUCUUGGAUUCUCAUCGAUCAUGAGACUUAGAUUUCUAUUAUAUUAGAAAAUCAAUUUCAAGAAAAUUACUUCUUAGAGUUGUUGUCCUUUGAGUGGUAACCUAUUUUUGUUUGUACUGUGUAUGUAAUGUAAUGGAUCGUUCGUUUUGUUAUCCACGGUGUAAUAGCCUGCAAAUCAUACAAGGGGUGUAAAUUAUACUAGGCAAGUUCUAUGCGACAAGCUCGACUCAAAAGGCAUUGAGUGGGGAUCAAUCCCGA